This is a messenger RNA of Schistocerca gregaria, 2312 nucleotides long. RefSeq lists its product as uncharacterized. The coding region runs from base 418 to 2280 and encodes 620 amino acids. Gene Ontology annotation, molecular function: protein binding; DNA binding. The record is from RefSeq and is a predicted model, not a curated record. Lineage: Eukaryota; Metazoa; Arthropoda; Insecta; Orthoptera; Acrididae. The transcript is spliced from 4 exons.
AAAGAGCUGAAGUUCGAAGCUGCACGCAUCGCGGUACAUAACCAGCUGCCAUUUGCAGACGUUGCAUAAAACUUUUUUUUUCAGUAAUGUGUAUCGCAGUGUUAUUUUCCUUUACUUAAUCAUCAGUGUUUAAGUGAAUACACGAGGAGCGUGUAAUUACCUUCAUUUUUUUGCUUGAAGCCACGAGAACUGACAUUUUAUCUCUCGCGGUUCCUGAGCGGGUGACGUUUCUUCGGUAACUAUCUCAUUAGCGCAGUUAUUCGAAGGUGGAAAGUGCAAUGAUUAUUACCUAAAAGGCUGUUGCCAGAAGGACUGUGCACUUUGUGACAUCAUUACAGUGGAGUAUAAUUUCUACUUCAUCAUUGAUACCUUCCUCCAGGCAGCCCUGUAGUUUCAACCUGGUGAAUGUUGUAGAAGAUGAGUGAGGUUAAAUUUAAAGAUCAGAUUCUGGAAGCUAUUGGAACACUUAGGCGUCGAAAAGCUCGUCCAGACAAGGAUAGAAUUGGGAGGUACUUGUUUCGUCACUGUGGCAUUCCUUGUAGAGAGACAUAUGAAGCAUUAGAACAACUUGUGAAACAACGCCUGGUAAUUCCAGUGGAAUACAAAGGUGCAACUAGUUAUAGAGAUCCACAGCGUUGGUCAAAAUUUCAGUGGUACAGGAGUGCUGUUGUGCUAAAAGGAGUAGAGGACAAAAAAGUUUUUAUUACAAAAUUACAUCAUACUAUUCUAGAUGUUUUUGAUGAGCUCUUAUUAAAUCAACCUGAAUAUUUUGAUUAUGGUAUUCCGGAGGAGGAGUUUAGGAAAUAUGUAAAUAAUUUUAAAGAUGUGAGAAGAAUGUUUGGGGUAGAUACCUUGUUAAGAAAUGGUAUUGAAUCAGGAUUAUUAAUGAAACUUCAAAGCGGUAACUACUCUUUAGCACUUGAUAAUGUGUCUGCUAUUACAGAUCCUCCUGUGGCAUCUGAAAAAGAAGAUAAGACACCUGAAAAACAUAGUGAAUCUGUGUCCCAAGAUAUUUUUAAGCCAAGUUGCAGCAAUUACAAAGAAAAUGCACCAAGACCUACUACAGUGUUAGAACCAAGAAUUAUUGUAGAAGAAAAGAGCACAUCACAUUCAAAAACAUCUUCAGGAAAUAAUGAACAAAAGUUAUUUUCUGAUCUAGACAUAAGUGUAGCAUCAAGGCGUGAGCCCAGGAUAAGAAAAAUUAAGAAGGUAUUCGAUCCUUCUGUUAUAAGUUCACCAGCCACUAAAAAUACUCAUUUGUCUGCAGGUAACACCUCCAGUGCAGGUAAUACAGUAGUGAAAUUGUUGUGUGUCUUAUGUAGUUGUGAUACAUUGGAAAAACUUAUCAAAUGCUGUGUCUGUUCAAAGUAUUUUCACCGUUCUUGUGUUUUGGCAAAGUAUGGUUUGAAUGUCAUGGUGUCUUAUUGGACAUGUUUAUUCUGCAGAAGUUGUGCAGUUUGUUUUGAGGCAGUUGAUAGUUCAAAAAUGCUAACCUGUACAAAAUGUAAUAAAGUGUUCCAUAAUACCUGUCAGAUUCCAAAGCUAACAGAGAAACUAUCUAACAAAACUUGGGUAUGUUCAUGUUGUCGAGAGGAAGGAGGACCUCAGCCAUUAAGUUCCACAACCUCAAAAAAGAAUACAAUAGGUUUUGCAUCAGAGGGGACUCCUGUUAACAGUGUUAAUAAUUUUUCAGAACAAAAAUCGCCUUUUGUGAAUACCUUAAAACAAAAUGCACCUUCAGACAGGUCCUCCGAACAAAACACACCAUCCAAACAGGGUUGUACUCAAAAAUCGUCUUUUAAAGGGGUGCCAACUCAGAAGAUACUUCCCAGAACACCGUCAGGUCAGAAAACCUCUAAAUUAUCUAUAGAUCAAAAAGUAGCACUGGAGAAAAGUCUAGAACAGAAAACAACUGUUAUUAAGGCAUCUGAUCAAAAGAGACCUUUGAAGAAAGUAUCUGAGCAGCAUACUGCUCCAGAUUCUACUGGUGUUUCUGUUUUUCAAAAUGAAAUGUGUAAAAUUAUGAUUCAUGAGAAUAUACCAGAUGUUUCAAGGUGGACAGUAAGACGUAUUUACAAUUACUUUGUUAAAAAAGGAUUUGCAGCUCAGGCUUGUGUUUUUAGGGAGAAUGGAAUUGAUGGCCCUACAGUGUUGAUGCUAACACGUACUGAUGUCUUAUACAAUUUACAAAUGAAAUUAGGCCCAGCCUUGAAAAUAUAUCACCAAGUUCGUAUAUUACAGGCCAAAGCUGCUGGCAAAUCAUUCAUAUAUUAUGAAUAAUAAAUUUGUAUACGUGAUGUUACUUGCAGAAA